This is a messenger RNA of Neoarthrinium moseri, 687 nucleotides long. RefSeq lists its product as uncharacterized. Bases 1 to 687 code for a protein of 228 amino acids. NCBI's taxonomy places the organism in Eukaryota, Fungi, Ascomycota, Sordariomycetes, Amphisphaeriales, Apiosporaceae. The record is from RefSeq and is a predicted model, not a curated record. The transcript is spliced from 2 exons. Gene Ontology annotation, molecular function: lysozyme activity. Gene Ontology annotation, biological process: peptidoglycan catabolic process; cell wall macromolecule catabolic process; carbohydrate catabolic process.
AUGGCCACCAAAGGUCUCAAACUUAUUCUCGCUAGCAGUCUUGCAUGGACGGGUCUUGUCCAAGCUGCGGUACAGGGGUUUGAUAUAUCAAAUUGGCAGACCUCAGUGGACUUCGAGGAGGCUUAUUCUAAUGGUGCUCGCUUUGUGAUCAUCAAGGCAACUGAAGGAUCAGAUUGGAUCGAUGCCAGCUUCUCAAGCCAUUACACCCAAGCCACCCAAGCCGGGCUGAUCCGGGGCGGAUACCACUUCGCGCGGCCCAGUUCCAGUUCAGGGGCUACACAGGCGACAUUCUUCUUGGCCCAUGGGGGCGGCUGGACGGGCGACGGGAUCACACUUCCGGGAAUGCUAGAUCUCGAGGCCGGUUCAUCUGGACAGUGCUGGGGGUUGUCAACGAAUGCCAUGGUGGCAUGGAUCAAGGACUUCAGCGAUACGUACCAUGAGAAAACCGGCCGCUACCCAAUGUUGUACACGAACCCAUCAUGGUGGAAGGAGUGCACGAGCAACUCGAAGGUGUUCUCCCAGACCAACCCGCUGGUGUUGGCUCGCUGGGCCAGCGAAGUUGGAACGAUUCCAGGUGGUUGGAGUGCCCAGACUAUCUGGCAGUACGAUGACUCCUAUCCUUAUGGCGGUGAUAGCGACCUCUUCAAUGGGGAUGAGGCGGCCCUGAAGAAGUUUGCCAGUGGCUGA